CUGUGAAGACAUCCUCGCCUUUGAGUGCUUGAUGGGUAUCUUGAACACCAUCAUACCCAUCAAGUAUGUCUUCGCUGAAAACAGUACCCCGUCGGCGACAACGGUCCGAAGAAGAGGAGGAGUCUGAUGAAGCCGCAUCCUCAUCUUCCCCGGAGCCCACCCCAGCAAGCAGCAGCAAGCGUCCUAGGCUAUCAGUACCGGAGGAGGAGGAUUCUGAACCCAGCGAUGAUGGUAGCCUCGACACAGAGGGAGGCGAGGACAGUGAGGAGGGCGGCAGUGCAUCUGGACCUACUAAGAUUGCCAAUCAUGGCCCAGCAAAGAAUCUACCAAUUAUCCAAAAUAGUGCAAAUGCAGUCGGGCCAGAGGGAUUCAAACCCGGGGCUAUUGUUCGCAUAAAGGUGACUGAUUUCGUGACAUAUACAUCUGCAGAGUUUUUCCCUGGGCCGAAAUUGAACAUGGUGAUUGGGCCGAACGGGACAGGUAAGAGUACACUUGUGUGUGCAAUUUGCCUAGGUCUGGGAUGGGGUCCUCAGCAUCUCGGACGUGCGAAAGACCUCGGAGAGUUCGUCAAGCAUGGCUGCAGAGAGGCAGAGAUCGAGAUUGAGCUUGCAAAGGGCCCGAAGCAUUCUCGAAACCCUGUCAUAUGUCGAACGAUCAAACGAGAUGGCAACAAAAGCUCAUUCACGAUUAACGGUAAACAGGCCUCUCGUGCAGACGUUCUAAAUCUUGCACGGUCAUUCUCAAUUCAAGUCGACAAUCUAUGCCAGUUUCUCCCACAAGACAAAGUUAGCGAGUUUGCUGCCCUUACACCAGUUGAGCUGCUCAGCUCCACACAAAGGGCGGCGUCUGGACCGGAGAUGGUUGAAUGGCAUGAGAAUCUCAAGAGCCUAAGGGCUGCGCAAAAGAAGCUUCAACUGAGCCACGAGGGCGACAGGGAUCUUCUGUCAAACCUUGAGAAUCGACAAGAGAUGCAAAGAGCCGAUGUCGAGAGAAUGCGCCAAAGAGUCCAGAUCAAAAGGAAAAUCGAAAUGCUGGAAAUGUGUCGUCCUUUAGUGACAUACAAAGAAAUGCACGAUCGCUUUAAGGAAUUAAAAACAGAGAAAGACAAUUGCCAACGCGAGCUGCAAAUCCUCGAAGCAGAAUUAGAACCUGCUCUGAGAUCCAUGAAGAAGAAGCAAGACUAUGUUCUUCAGUUAGAUGAAGUGACCAAGCAUAAACAGCGAGGGAUCGAACAUGCAAAUCAAACUGCAUCAAGAUUCGGCAAGAAGAUUGAGGAGUUUGAAGACUCUACAAAAUCUUUAGAGUCGCAAAUUGAAGACGAAAAGAAGCGCGCUUUAGGUUAUCGACAAGAGGGCAGUAAGAUCCAGCAAGCAAUCAAUAAACUUAAGCGCCAAUUAAACGAAGAGCCUGUCGAGUUCGAUGCUGAUUGGUAUAACGAACAAAUUAGGGAGAAAAGGAAAAUGAUAAGAGAGUAUGAAGAAAAGGCGAACGAAAUCAAAGCCAACCGGCAGUCGCUACUGGAAGAGCUCAACGAGAAAAACGAUCGUUUAAAGCAGGCAGAGCAACAACUGAAGGGACUUGAUUCACAAGCCGGACAACAAGAGAAAAAACUCCAGAGCGCUUCUUCCGACUCCUAUAGAGCCUACAAAUGGCUUCUACAAAAUCAGCACAGGUUUGAAAAAGAAGUUUUUGGUCCUCCGAUCGUCACCUGCUCAAUUAAAGACCCCAAAUACGCCGAUCCAGUCGAGUCGCUUCUGCAGCGAACGGAUUUCAUGGCGUUCACAACACAGACUCGCAACGACUUCCGAACUUUACAGCGAGCUCUCAACGGAGAGCUGAAACUUCAUGAUAUCAGUAUUAGAACAUCAUCUAUUCCUUUAGUGAAUUUCAACCCGCCCGUGUCUGAUGAUGAACUUAAGCGUCUGGGCUUCGAAGGAUGGGCCAAGGACUUCCUCCAGGGCCCAGAACCUGUUAUUGCAUCCUUGUGCAGUGAGAACAGAAUGCACCAGACCCCCAUCCGUCUUCAAGACAUCUCUGACGAAGUAUACGCCACAAUGGAAAGCGGCCCGAUUAGCUCGUGGGUUGCAGGGAAGCAGGCAUACCAAGUUAUCCGACGGCGAGAAUACGGCCCUGGAGCUACAUCUACUCGCGUGCGGCAGGUGAGGCCAGCCAAGGUGUGGACCUCCCAGCCCGUAGAUGCAUCUGCAAAGGGAGAAUUGGAGCACAUGGUCCAAACACUCAGAGAUGCAAAAGCGGCCGUUGAAGAAAAAAUUGAAUCUGAAAGGAGCAGACUUCAUCAGAUGGGUGAAGAGUAUAAAGGUUGCGAACAAGAAAGGAGGGAGCUUGAGCAACAAAAAGCCGAUAAACAGACUGCCUUCACUCGCUUUAGGGCAAUUCCAGAACUACUCCACCAGCAAGAAGCCAAGAAAAAGAGCAACCAAAGCUUCUUUGAUGCGGUCAAAACUAGAGUGAUAGAAAUUCGCAGCCAACAGGAUCAGUUGUCUAUCAAAAAGGCAGAGGCAACUCUUGAAUAUGCUGAUGCCGUUGAAACGCUUCGCGUCCUUCAAGAAGAACUGAUCAAAUUGAGUCUUCAGAAGAUCGAAGGACUGUCGGACUAUGAAACCCUAAGGACUCGCAGCACUGAGCAUCGUAACAAGCUUAGUGCCAAGGAAGACGAAGUGAAGCAGAAGAACCAAGAUGUCAAAAAAAUGACAGAAACAAUCAAGGAAGUUCGCAAAGAUACGCAAAAGGUUCUGCGAAUUGCAACACAACAAGAGGACCUGAAAGAGUUGAUGCAGUCCGUGGGUUCACACUCUAUGGAGCAGCUCGAAGUGGAUAUCGAGUCGGAAAAGGCACGACUCGAGCUCACCCACGGGGGCGGCAGCCACCUAAUUCAGGAGUUCGAAGAGCGAGAGCGCCAGAUUGAAAAGAUACGCGCAAAGCUCGCCGAGUUUGAAACACAACUAGAAGACUACUCGCACGCCAUCAACGAAAUCCGAGGCAAAUGGGAACCAGAACUCGACGCCAUUGUCCAGAGUCUCAGCGACGCAUUCUCUGACUCCUUCGCGCGCAUCGGCUGCGCCGGCCAAGUCAGCCUCGAUAAACCAGGAGACGAAUCCGGUGCCGAUGGCGAGUGCGCCGGAAAUGACUUCGACCAAUGGUCUAUCCAGAUCCACGUGAAAUUCAGGGAACACGAGAAUCUCUCUCUUCUUGACUCGCACCGCCAGUCCGGCGGCGAACGAGCCGUCAGCACGAUCUUCUACCUCAUGGCUCUCCAGUCCCUCUCGGCGUCGCCCUUCCGCGUCGUCGACGAAAUCAAUCAGGGAAUGGACCCAAGGAACGAGCGAAUGGUCCACGGACGCCUGGUUGAUAUCGCUUGCGCGCCGGGCCGCGACGGAAGCAACGGCGGUGGCCAAUACUUCCUUAUCACGCCUAAGCUGCUCAACGGACUAGUAUAUAAACCAGGCAUGCGGGUUCUCUGCAUCGUCAGCGGCGAGCAUAUGCCCGACGACUACAAUUCCAUUAAUUUCGGCGGCGCCUUGAGCAAAAUGCGCGCGCUACGGGGCCAAGGAAAGGGCAAGGGGCGGUCUAUCGGGGGUGGGACAGCACAGGCUCCGAGCGUUUAUGCUUGAUUUCAUGAAUCCCAUGAAUUCAAGUGUUUAAUAGCCGGGGUAUUUUGCAAUUCGUUUCUUUGAGCGGCCUAGGUGUUUCUUUUUUUUUUUUGAGCUAUACUGUUUGGUUUGGGUUUUGUGUAGAAGAAGAGACGGAUCGGCAGGUGGUUUGGUG
Molecule: messenger RNA, 3786 nt
Organism: Aspergillus ochraceoroseus IBT 24754
Lineage: Eukaryota; Fungi; Ascomycota; Eurotiomycetes; Eurotiales; Aspergillaceae
Product: DNA repair ATPase SMC5
Exons: 6
Coding region: 66-3632 (1188 amino acids)
Biological process (GO): double-strand break repair via homologous recombination
Cellular component (GO): Smc5-Smc6 complex
Molecular function (GO): ATP hydrolysis activity; ATP binding
Source: RefSeq, a predicted model, not a curated record